This is a messenger RNA of Cuculus canorus (common cuckoo), 2232 nucleotides long. It is a transcript of the gene TPM1, whose product is annotated as tropomyosin 1. Gene Ontology annotation, molecular function: actin filament binding. Bases 189 to 1034 code for a protein of 281 amino acids. The transcript is spliced from 9 exons. Gene Ontology annotation, cellular component: actin filament. Gene Ontology annotation, biological process: actin filament organization; cardiac muscle contraction. Lineage: Eukaryota; Metazoa; Chordata; Aves; Cuculiformes; Cuculidae. The record is from RefSeq and is a predicted model, not a curated record.
GAAUGCAGUCAGCCCCCUGGGAAAGCAGAUAUCAGCGAGGCGCUGCCCGCCCGCCGCCCGCACUCCGCCGCUGCGCUGCGCUCCGCUCCCCCGGGGCCUCGGCUGCUCCUCGGCGCUGGCCCGAAGCUCUUCCAAGUGUUCCCUCGGAGUGAAGUUCGCGCGGGGACGCGCCCCAGCCCACCGCCGCCAUGGAUGCCAUCAAGAAGAAGAUGCAGAUGCUGAAACUGGACAAGGAGAACGCCUUGGACAGAGCCGAGCAAGCCGAAGCGGACAAGAAGGCAGCGGAGGAGAGAAGCAAGCAGUUAGAGGAUGACAUUGUGCAAUUGGAAAAGCAAUUGCGUGUGACGGAGGAUUCAAGGGACCAAGUGCUGGAAGAGCUACACAAGUCUGAGGAUAGUCUCCUCUCCGCAGAGGAGAAUGCUGCCAAGGCUGAGAGUGAGGUAGCUUCUCUGAACAGACGCAUCCAGCUAGUUGAGGAAGAGUUGGAUCGGGCUCAAGAGCGCUUGGCUACUGCCCUGCAGAAGCUGGAGGAGGCGGAGAAGGCUGCAGAUGAGAGUGAAAGAGGAAUGAAGGUCAUUGAAAACAGAGCUCAGAAGGAUGAAGAGAAGAUGGAAAUCCAGGAGAUCCAGCUUAAAGAAGCUAAGCACAUUGCUGAAGAGGCUGACCGCAAGUAUGAAGAGGUGGCUCGUAAACUUGUGAUCAUUGAGAGCGACCUGGAGCGGGCUGAGGAGCGUGCUGAGCUAUCAGAAAGCCAAGUCCGACAGCUGGAAGAACAGUUAAGAAUAAUGGAUCAGACCUUGAAAGCAUUAAUGGCUGCAGAGGAUAAGUACUCGCAGAAAGAGGACAAAUAUGAAGAGGAGAUUAAAGUGCUGACUGACAAACUGAAGGAGGCUGAGACUCGUGCUGAAUUUGCUGAGAGGUCAGUAACCAAGCUGGAGAAGAGCAUUGAUGACCUAGAAGACCAACUCUACCAGCAACUUGAGCAAAACAGUCGCCUAACUAAUGAACUAAAGCUGGCACUGAAUGAGGAUUAAACUUUAGUGUGGCUAUAUCGUUGACUUGUUUAAAAACUGCUUCUGCCGAAUUUCCUUAAGAACGAAUCAGUAAAUGUAGAAAUAAGCAAGAAACCUAGAAACUUAUUUUUUUCAGGCUGUUGAUUCUGUGGUAAAUUAAUGAAUGAAAUUCUGAGUUUCUGUUGGAAAAACAUGCUUCUGGAUGAGGCUUUAUUAUCUGUAUGUACGCCUGCUUUGGAGGAGCAGUAAGCUCUUUUGCUGUGCAAUUGCUCCUUUCCACAUCAGUAAUCAGCUACAGCAUUUAGCUAGCAGCAUCCAAAAAGUAACAGCCUGCCUUGUAGGCGGGUACACUUGCUGUAUCCGACAUCGUGAAUUGGCCCUGAGAUUUUCACUAGAACGUGGACAAGAGAAAAAAUAUUCACCGGGAUUCAUAUUUCCAUAUUUCAAAACUAUAAAGGAUAUUUUGUUAUCUGGAGCGUUUAAUGCAAUGAUUUUGCAUUACUAUGAAUUGGGCUUGUAUUUGACUUUAAUAAGAAGAAUUAAAAAAAAAAAAAAACUAGGAAUGGGAGCUCCAUCUGAAAAUACCCGGUCAGUUAAAGGUAUGCUUACAUUAGUAUGAAGUUACUAUUUCUGGAUUCUGGUAGGAUGCAGCUCUAGAACGUUGUGCUCAUUUGUUGUAUUAAAUAAGUGUGUUAAAUGACUGUCCUAUAAAAGUGUGCAUGCAACAUAAAGCCACUAGCUUUGAUUUUAUUCAUUUCCUAGAAGGGAAAAUUUAAGGGUCACUUCACUGACUAAUAGAUUAGUUUUAAUUUUUUUUGGUCUUUGCAAGGUCUGAAUUACAUGGAACUUAAAGUGUGGAUCUAUAAAGAAUAAUUAUUUUCUUUAUUGCCUUAAUUUUCUUAAAAAAUGAAAUGAAACUCACCAUCCCAGAUUCUUGUAAGCAAAGAGUUUCUAGAACAUGCAAGAACUCGAUCUUUGUUGGCAGUGCAUUUUCUUAACAAAUGCAGCUGUAAACACUUCGAAACUUGCAUUAUUUGCUGUUUGUUUUAUGAAUUUGGAAUUCUGUCUACUUAUGUUGUCUGAGCACAUUGGUAUUUAUGAGCAUGCAUAUUUCUUAACCUUCUAAACCAUCCAAUAGGAAUGAUGAUUGCAUGCCUUUGUGUUCUGAGAAUCAGUGCCUCCAAAGAACUGCUAUUCAUGUUUUAAUUUUCUAAUCCCA